CAAAAAAGGGAAAAAGAAAGAAAGCUGACCCAGCUCAUCCAUCUGAUUAAUAGAGUUAUUUCUUGAUUACAGGAAGGCAAACCAUAAUAACGCAAAACAACAAUAAUAUUGGUUCUCUGGAAAUGUUGAUUAUGUAAAAUCAGAAUCUACAGAGUUAUUUCAAAGAUGUUUUUUUAAAAUGACUUGUUUUAGUUUUACUUCUUAAUGUGCUGAGUUUGCGUGUUUUGGGGGAUGUUCUGUACUGCAGUGCAUGUAGCAGCAGUUGCUGCAAUCUGUUAUUCUUUGCGUAUCAUGUCAGUAAUAUGGAUGCUGCUGUCUUUUACCAGGCAGCUUCACAGGAAGAGCUCUUAGAGGACAGCAGUGUAAUGGGCUGAUAAUACACAGUUGUGGAUAAUUGUGUAGAGUCUCUAUAUGGUUCAUGGGCAUGUCUCUGAGUGAGGCUGCUAUUUAAUGUGCUAUGAUGUGGAUAGCCCACUGCGAGAGAGCCACUAAUGGCGUGUUUGCUUGUGUAUUUGUGUGCACGCUAUGUGAGUUUGCCUCUGAAUUGAAGUUUUUAGUAGUUUGACUUCUAGUUGUUUAUCUUAACAGAAUUGUGUGUGUGUGUGUGUGUGUGUGUGUGUCCAUGUGUGUGUCUGCCUGAAAGGCUCCAACAGCGAGACAGUGUAAUCAGUUUUCUAUAUAAGACCUAAAAUUUGAAUCACCAAGCAUGUUGGCUCCACUGGGUGAACUUGUAAUCAGGGUUUAAUUAGAAGCAAAUAUAAAUAAGAAUUUCGCCUGGAGCUUGUUUAAGGUCGAUGACUACAAUUGUGUAUUGGUGCAGUUUAAGUUGUGACAAAUACUGAAAAGAGCGAUAUCUGAUGUAGACCUUGUUUCCUAUUAAUCUGAUUUAUUUCACCAAGUGCAGCUGAGAAAUUUCCUGCUUCUCUUUGUUAAAACUGUUUAGCUGGAUUUGACAUGGCAUUUUAAAAAGGUUUGUGUUUUAUGACUCACGCCCCAGUUUAGGCAGUAAGCACCAGAGUCUCUGUUGUAAUGUUUACUGCUUUUUGAGGGAAUGGAAAACAUGAAUUUGAUUGCAGGAUUUUGGGGAUUAAAACCUGAUUAUUUCUUUUUUGUUUGUUUACAUUUUUUUUUAGCAAUUGUUUAAAUAACCACAUGUUUUGCUGGUAAAUUAAUUGUUUAAGUAACAAAAAACAAGUUCGGAUACUGACCAGAAUAGUCACAAGAGGCCCCUGUAAAUAUAGCUGUCUUUUUUUUUGGACAGAGAAUAACUGUGUUUAAGUGUUGAAAGAGGUCAUCAGAGAGUAUUUAUAUGUCGGCUGCAGUAACAUAGAUUUGGAUGAAUGUCUCUCAGCCGCAUUACAAGGAAAAACAAACACAGAGAGCGUUUCCUUGAUAGGUCCUUGGAUUUGGGAAGGGCCUGCUGGCUCUCUCCCUCUCUUAUUGUGCCAGAUCAGCGGGGCCUCGAGAUGAAUCAUUAAUGACCGGUUCCAACGGCUUAAUGGCCUCUAAUGUUCUGUAAUGAUCUCCCGUCAACGCCAUGUACGCGGUCUUAAUGGAUCCAAUGCCGUGGAGAAUUGUCUGGUUUGAACUUCCAUAAUUCGCCCUGUUUUCGACGAGCGGCGCACAACAGGAAGUGCAAAAAGCCACGAGCAAAAGGCUCCAGAGCUCCGCGGGCGCAGCAUGACUUUCCCUCUCCGCCGAUCCACUUCAGAGCCCCAGUUAAAGGGCAUUGUGACCAGGCUUUCCAGUCGCCAGGGCUUCCAGCUGCAGAUGCAGCCUGAUGGCACCAUUGACGGAACCAAGGAUGAAGACAGCACCUAUGCUGUGUUCAACCUGAUCCCAGUGGGGCUUCGUGUGGUGGCCAUCCAGGGUGUCCAGACCAAACUCUACCUGGCAAUGAACAACGAAGGCUUUCUCUACACCUCUGAGCAUUUUACCCCGGAGUGUAAAUUCAAGGAGUCGGUGUUCGAGAACUAUUAUGUCACCUACUCCUCCAUGCUCUACCGGCAGCAGGCAUCGGGCCGGGCUUGGUACCUGGGGCUUAACAAGGAGGGUGGAAUCAUGAAGGGGAAUCAUGUCAAGAAGAACAAGCCUGCUGCACACUUCAUACCGAAGCCACUCAAAGUGGCCAUGUACAGGGAGCCCUCCCUCCAUGACUUGACAGAACUCUCCCGUUCAGGCAGCGGCACACCGACCAAGAGCCGCAGCGCUUCGGCCCUACUUAAUGGCGGCGGGAAGACACCCAGCAACAACGACUUAUCCUAGCCCCCGACCCCUCGCACCGCACCGCACAUACACAUGCACAUACACAUGCACAUACAGACACACUCCCAUGCAGACACACACAUACACGCACAGAUCUCAGGCCGACAUGCCCACACAUCAGACUGGUGAGGGGUGGGAGAAAAAGGAGGAGGACGGGGACGUGUUCUUCCACUAAACGGAGCCCACUGUGACUGACUGUGAUGUAAAUAAAUCAAGGACAAUCAAUCCGUCUGGCUCUGCUGCCCCUGGCCUGCAGAGGGACAGGACCUGCGACUCUCUUCCCUUGACCGGUCCUCCUGCCGUAUCGUGAACAGUCGGAACAAGCGAGGGAGCGAUAGAGAAGAGGGGACGGAGGAAGUCAGACAGUCAGUCACGCAGUCAGAUAAACAGACUGUUACAGAGAACCAAAGAGUACAAGUAUUAACCCAUUAGGUUGUUACGACGAAAUGGCACGCGGCUGGAAAGUUACAGGGAGUUACAAUGGAAGGAAGUCUUUAUCUAAUCUACCGUACGCUAUGUUUACACAGAGCUCAUGGGUCUAAGUCAUAUUUUUAAAACUGACAAACAUAUUCCUUGUACACUUAUAAGGACUUAUCAUUUGUUUGCAUGCAGGUGUGCCUGUGCGUGUGUGAGAGAGAGCAAGAGAGAGAGAUUGAGUACAUGCUGUGCUUGCGGUAGGCGUGCUGUGUGUGUGUGUGUGUAUGUGUGUGUGGGAGAGAAAGUGUGUGUGUGUGCACGCAUGUGUCUUGAGGGUGGGGGUUGGGAUUUUACCUUUUUAAGAUCUGUUGUAUAUCGGACAAACCCCCCGAGGGCUUGAGCAGGUUACUGUAAGGUUUACUGUAUAUGCUUCCAUGCUUACUUCUUACAAGCAAUGCUGUCGUUUCUCUUUCCGUUCGUCGUUGUUGUCCCUUGCCGUUUGUUUGUUUGUUGUUGCAUGGAAGCUUGUGGACCUCUGCUCAGUAGCAGCAUGCUGAAGGUCCUUUUUCUCCCCCCCCCCCCCCCUCUCCUGGUCUUACGUGUUCCUGACCAUAAGAGAACACUAGUGAGCCAAUAGUGUGAUACCAGAACACUAGUGAACUAAUGUGAGGGUGUUAGAACACUACUGGACCAAUAGUAUUGCACCAGAACACGAGCGGACCAAUGGUGUUGGACCAGAACUUUGGUGAACAGCACAGAUUAACUUAAUAUUUUGGUUCCUGCUGUGGACAAACUAGAAAUGCACUAAAUAAACUCUUUCUAAGGAAGUGAA
This is a messenger RNA of Oreochromis niloticus (Nile tilapia), 3514 nucleotides long. It is a transcript of the gene fgf13b, whose product is annotated as fibroblast growth factor 13b. The record is from RefSeq and is a predicted model, not a curated record. The transcript is spliced from 5 exons. Gene Ontology annotation, molecular function: growth factor activity. NCBI's taxonomy places the organism in Eukaryota, Metazoa, Chordata, Actinopteri, Cichliformes, Cichlidae. Bases 1681 to 2265 code for a protein of 194 amino acids.